Messenger RNA from Fusarium coffeatum, 3336 nucleotides. RefSeq lists its product as uncharacterized. The record is from RefSeq and is a predicted model, not a curated record. Bases 1 to 3336 code for a protein of 1111 amino acids. Lineage: Eukaryota; Fungi; Ascomycota; Sordariomycetes; Hypocreales; Nectriaceae. Gene Ontology annotation, molecular function: calcium-activated cation channel activity. The transcript has 5 exons. Gene Ontology annotation, cellular component: plasma membrane.
AUGUCUCUCGAGAUGAAUUUGAUCAUGGGGGAUAAGUCUGAUGAAGGAAACUGCUCGGGAGAUGCGGCAGUCAAACCUGAUCUAGGGAAGAACGCCGAGGUCCAGUUCGUGUUGUCUCUGGCUAUCGGUGUCUCGGCCUUCCUUCUCUUCUGUUUUUUACGCCCACGAUGGCCUUCCCUCUAUGCUGCGCGAAAACGUCGUCUCGACCACCAGCUUGGUCUACCUACCUUAUCCAAUUCCGCCUUUGGAUGGAUACCUACGCUUUAUAAGAUCACUGAGGAGCAAGUCUUGGCUUCUGCUGGACUUGAUGCCUUUGUGUUCCUAAGCUUCUUCAAGAUGGCAAUUCGACUCUUCGCUGUCAUGGCAUGUUUCGCGACUCUUAUACUCUUACCAAUAAAUCACAUCUAUGAAGGCUUCUCACCCGGGAAAGGUGAUUCCGGCGAUAAAACACCCGACCUCAACGCAUUUUACGAAUCGGAUCAAACCAUCUUCUCAAACGCGAGCUUCAUCGAUGUGCUCAAGGGCAAGGACAAGGCAGAUCAGAGCUGGAUAAAGACUUGGCUGUGGGCUUAUGUCUUCUUCACCUACUUCUUCGUUGGGCUGACCGUAUACUAUCUUAACCUUGAAACCCAUCGCGUUAUCAAGUUCCGUCAAGACUAUCUCGGUUCCCAAUCUACCGUUACAGACAGGACGUUUCGCCUCACAGGCAUACCGGAGGAUUUACGAUCGGAAGACGCCAUAAAAAAUCUGAUCGAGAAGCUGGAAAUUGGAACUGUCGAGAGGGUUCUAAUUUGUCGGGAAUGGAAGAAGCUUGACGACCUUGUCGAUGCGAGAGACACUGCACUGAGAUGCCUUGAGGGCGCCUGGGCCACGUUUCUUAAACACCAGCGGCAAAAGAGGAAAGACAACGGACACCAACGAAGGCGCGACCGCGAGGUCUCAGAGACUGGUCAAGAUGAAGCAAAUGGAGACGCUGGAGAAAAUGGACGCCUCCUCGAUUCAGAGCAAGAGCCUUGGGAUUCAGGUGACGAAGGAAGGCCUAAAGUUAACAUACGCUAUGGUACUUUUGGCCUACGAUCCCGCAAUGUGGACGCUAUCGAUUAUUACGAGGAAAGACUUCGGAGGUUAGAUGCUCAGGUCACCGAGGCCCGCAAGAAGUCGUAUGCACCCACGGACAUGGCGAUCGUUACCAUGGACUCCGUUGCGUCGUGUCAAAUGGCAAUCCAGGCACGCAUCGACCCUAGACCGGGUCGCCUUUUGACAAAACUAACCCCAGCGCCCUCGGAUCUUGUUUGGAGAAACACGUACGCGCCUCGGGGCAUUCGCCGUCUCAAGUCUUGGGCCGUCACGACUGUCAUCAUCAUUGUUACCCUCGUCUUCAUUACCCCGACUGCUUUCCUAGCUGGUUUAAUGACUCCUUGUGCAAUCGAAAAAGUAUCUCCUGCACUGGUUAGAUGGUUAAAAGACCACACCAUUAUUUAUUCUCUGGCAUCGAAUGGUUUGCCGGCACUGGUUGUCUCGCUUCUUAACGUUGCUGUUCCUUACUUGUACGAUUUUCUCUCCAACCAACAAGGAAUGAUUUCACAAGGCGACGUGGAGCUGUCGGUUAUCUCCAAGAACUACUUUUUCACCUUCUUCAAUACCUUCUUCGUUUUCGCAAUCUCGAAGACUGGGAUUCAAUUUUGGUCUGAGUUGCAGAACCUUGUCAAGGACACAAGCAAGAUCCCAGCAACUAUAGCCCAAGACGUGGGAGACCUCUCAGUCUUCUACAUUUGCUUCAUUAUGCUACAGGGAAUUGGUCUCAUGCCCUUCCGAAUUCUCGAGGCAGGAAGCGUGUUCCUCUAUCCUUUCCUCAAAUGGCUAUCCAAGACACCGCGCGACGCUCUUGAGCUCAAGAAGCCUCCUGUUUUCCAGUAUGGCUUCUUCUUGCCUACCUCAUUGCUCGUGUUCAACCUGUGCAUCAUAUACAGUGUUUUGAACUGGGGUUUCUUCAUUCUACUUGUCGGAAUGGUUUAUUUUAUCCUUGGAUAUUUCACCUUCAAGUACAUGGUACUUUACGCAAUGGAUCAACCUCAACAUGCCACCGGCGGCGCGUGGAGAAUAAUAUGCUACCGCGUCAUCGUUGGCUUGCUUGUUUUUGAGCUCGUCAUGGUGGGCCGGAUCGCGGCGUCUAAAGGUUUUAUUCAAUCGGUUUCCGUCCUGCCGCUGAUUCCGUUUUCCAUUUGGUACACCUAUUAUAUCAAGCGCCGAUAUGAGCCUUUGACCAAGUACAUUGCCCUCCGUGCCAUUAGGGCCAACGAGGACUCGGACGAUGCAGCUGCAAUGGAUGAUGCAUUCGAGGAUGAGAAUGCCGCUCGACCUUCGCAAACCCUUUUGCGCCGGGGAAGCACAUUGGAUGAGUACAAGGAGAAGGGAAUGCAGUUCAACAACCCCAGCCUUGUUGCUCCGCUCCCGCAACCGUGGAUUUACGACGAGCCACCACCUCCAAUUGUUACGGAUGACACACAGUCGACGCAGGAGAGUGAACGCCCUAUUCUGCAAGGUGUGGAUGGCACACUUGCCGAAUUUGACACUUGCCAUGGCCUCUGUGUCGCUGCAACAUUCUCGGUUACUGGUGGGGACAGCAGUCUAGGGGACCCAGGAGAACGUGCCGGUGUCACGUCUAUUAAACUCGAUCCACCAGAGUCUUCAGACACAGACAUGCAGAUGAUCGUCCUCUACACGAUACCCCUCGAUCUGUUUGCCGUCAUAUCAGAAGGUCGAUGUCGUCAAAUGUGCAUGAAUGCAACCCAGUAUGAGGAGGAAGGUAAUAUGUUGGGUGGAAUGGGCGAACGGAUCAAAGGAAGUUACAGCAGCAUUCAGCUUCCAGGAAGUCCCUCCGCAGGAAAGACAUUGCCUCGCCCAGUCGAAAUCCGAGGACAGCCCGUUUCUGUCUGUCACAAUCUGGUGGAGCUUGCCAUGGAUUUGGGACCCGACACGGUUCUUUGGGCGUUCAGCACACAGGGGUGGGCACGGGCGUGGGCUUUACGUAGCGGGCGUGGAAAGACCUCGAGCCGUGCUAUUGUGCAAGCAGACGGUACCUUACGACAGGUCGAUUUUAAUGGCGACUAUAUCAUGAGUGACAACGAUCAGAUUGUCACAGCACCAAACGUGUUUGUUGAGCCUUUGACGAAUUUAGAAACAGCCCUGUCGACAAAGACAGAUGUGGCUUUUCAACUGCCGCAGGUCGAACGAUACCACGGAUGCGCUACCAGGAUACUGGAAAGCGACAGCAAUGAAUGCAUGGUCAGUAUAGCACUAAAUGGAAUCGCGAAGGUCAACAUGGAACUCAAUUAA